CAGCUGGAUUCCUGCUUUUUCCACGGGAACGAAGAAAAUAGAAACAAAUUCCUCUAUCAUUUUCUCAGCAAACUUAUCGGAUUUUCUCGGCAGCAAUUACAACAUCCGAGCCGUGAUCUCUGGUGCUCGUCGAUCCCUCUGUCCCGUUUCCUAUGAACUCCUGGUGCACAGAGUUAUUUGAUGUCAAUAUGAAGCUGAGCCAAGAUUGAAUCCAGUGGUCAUCAACCUGUAUAAAUUCAUUCAAUUUUGGCAGGUUUAUUAUAUGCUUUUCUAGUCAGGGAUUCUAAUUUAGGAAUAGAUCACUCCAUGCGUCAGAAACUUCAGGUUCUUCGUCGGGUAGAGGCUACCAGAUUGCUUCUGUUCGCCGGUCUGGUUUUCAUUUUGAUUGUUGGCUUUCAAUAUGUAAAUGUACAAUAUAGUAGCGUUGUAUUUCUGUUAUCGGCUGAGGAUAAGAUUCCUAUAUCAAGAAAUGAUAACAAUGGAACCCUUUUGCCAUCAUCGGAGUCUGAAACAUUGUCGGUUAAAAGCAUGAGCUCCUCAAAUAUAUAUCAUGCUCCUGAGGUAGAUGGAAGAGAAGAUGUCUUGGAGAGAAAGAGAAUAGUUUCGGAUGAAGGGCAUAUUCUUGAUUCUGAAAUGAAGGAUUUGCAGGAUACUUUCAUGGAGGAUGACACUGAUAAUGAUAAUGAAAGUCCCGAUUUUGAAACCAGAAGAAGCUCAAAUAAAAGUCUUUCAUCUCCUUCUGCUUUACCCCCUGAAGAUUUACCAACCGAUAUAGAAUCCACUGAAGACGCUAGCACGAAUUCUGAUUAUGAAAGGAAAGAGAAAUUGGAGAUUCUGGAGAAUGAAUCUGAUCAUUCUGUUGACAAGCUUGCUCCAGAGGUUGAAAAACUUGUCCAGGUUCCGAAUUCCGGGGUCUUUUCAAUAUCCCAGAUGAUGAGCUUAUUGAAUCAAAGUCACAAUUCUCAUGUUUCACGGGUUGGUAAACCUAGAUGGUCUUCCCCAGUUGAUCGGGAACUAUUAUAUGCGAGAAAUCAAAUUGAGAACUCACCAAUCAUAGAGAAUGAUCCUCUCUUGCAUGCUUCUCUGUAUUGGAAUCUUUCAAUGUUCAAAAGCAGAAGCUACGAAUUAAUGGAGAAAAUGCUCAAAGUAUAUGUCUAUCGAGAAGGAAAACGACCGAUAAUGCAUAAACCGGUGCUGAAAGGUAUAUAUGCUUCGGAGGGAUGGUUUAUGAAGCUGCUCAAGUCCAGCAAAACAUUUAUCACGAAAGAUCCGCAUAAAGCACACCUCUUUUACCUCCCGUUUAGUUCGAAAAUGUUGGAGAAAACCUUGUAUGUCCCUGGUUCACAUAGCGAUAAAAAUCUCGUGGAGUUUUUAAAGAACUAUUUGGACAUGAUCUCAACAAAGUAUCGUUACUGGAACAGAACAGAAGGGUCGGAUCAUUUUCUCGCCGCUUGUCAUGACUGGGCUCCAUCUGAAACAAGGCGAUACAUGGGCAAUUGCAUCAGAGCAUUAUGCAAUUCCGAUGUCACAGAAGGCUUUGUCUUUGGCAAAGACGUAGCUCUUCCCGAGACAACUAUUCUCUUUCCCAGGAGACCUUUGAGAGCUGUAGGAGGAAAACCUCCUACUCAAAGGCCAAUCCUUGCUUUCUUCGCGGGUGGAAUGCAUGGUUAUUUUAGGCCUCUCUUAGUAAAACGCUGGGGCGGUAGCAAGGACCCGGACAUGAAAAUAUUCAGCCAAAUGUCCAAAGGUAAGGACAUGAAGAGAUACAUUCAAUACAUGAAGAGCAGCAAGUACUGUAUCUGCCCGAGAGGGUAUGAGGUCAAUAGCCCUCGGGUAGUGGAAGCGAUAUUCUACGAGUGUGUCCCGGUUAUCAUAUCAGAUAACUUUGUGCCUCCGUUUUUCGAGGCUCUGAACUGGGAAUCCUUUGCAGUUUUUGUAAUGGAGAAAGACGUUGGGGAUUUGAAGAGGAUAUUGCAGUCGAUACCCGAUGAAAAGUACCGAAAGAUGCAGAUGAGGGUCAAGAUGGUGCAGAAGCAUUUCCUCUGGCAUGCUAAACCUGAGAAAUAUGACAUCUUUCAUAUGAUACUGCAUUCGGUUUGGUUCAACCGAGUUUUUCAAAGCUAAUCAAGCAACAAGCCUGGGGUUUAAGCAGGACGAUUCCGAGAUUCACCACCUACACCAAUCCAGGUAAUGAAUGAAACCCUUAAUUCUUUCGCUACAGAUAACCGCUAUAAACCACUCUGUGCACAAGGUGCGGAUGGUCAUGUCAAGUGCAAUUAUAUCAGCAUUUUCUGACUUACAUGAGGACCUUGAACGGAAAAGCUCGUCUUGGUGAUAUAAAUCGCAGGUAUAAAGGACAAUGCAGCUGUUAAGGGUCACUUGCAGUUGCUGAUUUUUCGAUUUGUAAGUGUAUAUAUACAGAUGUACUCUUGAGAUCAAUACAACAGAAAGCACUUUUUCUUC
Tarenaya hassleriana is the source of this 2463-nucleotide messenger RNA. RefSeq names its product probable glycosyltransferase At3g07620. The record is from RefSeq and is a predicted model, not a curated record. The transcript has 7 exons. Gene Ontology annotation, molecular function: glycosyltransferase activity. Bases 307 to 2124 code for a protein of 605 amino acids. Lineage: Eukaryota; Viridiplantae; Streptophyta; Magnoliopsida; Brassicales; Cleomaceae.